This is a messenger RNA of Stylophora pistillata, 3252 nucleotides long. RefSeq lists its product as uncharacterized. The record is from RefSeq and is a predicted model, not a curated record. NCBI's taxonomy places the organism in Eukaryota, Metazoa, Cnidaria, Anthozoa, Scleractinia, Pocilloporidae. Gene Ontology annotation, biological process: microtubule-based movement. Gene Ontology annotation, molecular function: microtubule motor activity; ATP binding; microtubule binding.
UUAAGUAAGGUUACAUGCCGCGCGGAAGUCUUUUGACGCGAUGGACACGAGAUCUUGUCGUUGGAGUGGAUCUUAUUAUAAUCCAAUCUUUAUGGACUUAUGCUGUGGAAAUCCUAGGUGUAAUUUCUGUUUAUCCAAACGAAGAUGAAAGAUAAGAAGUCGUUACGCACAAGAGAAGGCGAAUCGGACAGGAUUCGUGUCUACGUUCGAGUGCGACCCAGAAAUUCUGAGGAAGUGCGGAGACGAGAAGAUCCUGGUGUUGAAUCCGAUAACUUCGAGGUUUCAUUGAAUGAUGCAAGGGAGAGAAGAUACAGAUUUGAUCGCAUCUUCCCCGGGCAGACAAGCAAUAGAGAGGUAUUCAGCACAGUUGGCAGACCACUGCUUGAUGCUGUGUUUUCAGGCUUUAAUGGCACCCUCAUGGCAUAUGGCCAGACUGGAACAGGCAAGACCCACACCCUGAUGUCAAAAGAUGGCAUUUGUGCACUAGUGGCAGAAAAGUUAUUUAAAAGGAUCCAUUUAGACAAGUAUCACAAAUAUAAGGUCUGCAUGUCUUACCUUCAGAUCUAUCAAGAGAAGAUUUACGACUUGCUGAACGCCAAUACCAAACUUGAGCUUGUGCUUAGAGAAGAUCCGAAAAGAGGUGUGUAUGUAGAUAAUCUGUCGGAGUAUGUUGUUCGGGAUACAGGUGAAGUUCUCUCCUUGUUGAAGCAGGGGAGAAAGAAACUCAUCUUUGCUGAAACACGAAUGAACCGCGUCUCAAGCAGAUCUCACUCAGUUUGUCAGAUAACUGUGGAAAGAACGCGCGCUAAAGACGGUGACAAAGCAGGAGCAGAAGGUUCUUCCAGCGAGAGCAGCCUUCUGUCUCCCUCCUCCGCCAUGACACCCCCGUCACGGAAGAGUAUGCGAUCCACCGGCAGUUUAGACCGACUUCGCGAAGAAGCCAAACCUCAUAGCAACACCGCACCUUUAAAAAAAACUUUCAGGAAACAGCAGAGCUUCAUACCGCGCAGAACCUCCACGCCAGCUUCCAAACGCAGUCUGUCACGCAAUAACGAUUACAGACACAGCUUUCAUUUAUCGUCACUUCCAGAAAUUACGGUUACGCCUGAUCGGCCGAACCGCUGGUCUGCAGGGGACAUGACUGGUAGUUUCACGGGCUCAGGGGAGUCUUUGCCGUUCUCAGCGAGUGCUUCGCAAGGGAGUGAUCUGCAAUGUUCUAUGGAAUCUGAACUGGAAAGCAGCACUGAAAGUGAAGGUUGGCUGAGCGCUCCUAGCAGUCCUGAUAUUCCAGAAUAUGGCUUUGGAGAGAAAGACGACGACGACGAUGAUGAAUCAUUUUUGGAAGGAAUCAAGAUCCGUGAUGAUGUGCUGAUCACAGGCAGAAUUAACAUAUGCGACCUCGCAGGAAGCGAAAGAGUAAAAAAAGCUGGUGUGGAAGGAGAGAGGCUCGCUGAGCUACAACACGUGAACCUGUCUCUUUUGGAACUAGGCAACACAAUUCACGCCCUGUCAGAAGGGAAGAGAACACACAUACCUUAUAGAAACUCUUCGCUAACUCGACUGUUACAAGACAGCCUCGGUGGGAAUUGUAAAACAAGUUUUGUGAUGUGUAUCUCGCCGUCGCUAAGGGACCUCAACGAGACUCGAUGCACACUCGACUUUGGUCAGCGGGCGCUCAAGAUUACCACCACAGCAUAUGUGAAUAUUGAGAUCGAUUACAGAAAGCUAUCGGAAGAUUUGAGAAAGAGAGUCGAGAAUCAAGAAUUGGAGAUAAAGGUGCAAAAAGAUAACUUCGAGAAGCAAAGCUACGCUAUUAAAAGUGAUGCAGAUUUGAAAGUGGCCGAGGUACAAAGUCUUCUGGAGGCUGAGAGAGAUCACUUCAGAACCGAGAUUGAAAAUUUACGCAAAGAGAAGGAGAACCUCGCUAAGACGCUCUUCGAUGAAAGAAGCCAGCGGUGCGUCCUCGAAGGAAUGCACCAUGCAUCAGUAGAGGCAGCUGUACUCAUAGAGAGACAGAAAAUCACAAGAAACGAAGAGCGAGAAAAACAACGACUGCAAAGAGCUCUCGAUGAAGAGCGGAGACGAUCCUGGACAGUAGAACAGCAAACGAAACAAGAAUACGAGAGAGCGUUAGAGGACGAGAAAAAACGCACGACACUGUUAACAGAACUCGAACGCGAGGGACUGGAAAAGUCUCUACAGGAGGAGAAACGGCGAAUCAGCGAGCUUGAGGAGCGUUUGGUGAAAUCCCCCUGUCACGAGAGAUAUACACAGACGAUAACCAUGUUCGACGAGCCAGAUUUUCCUCGCAUGCCGCCAGGAACAAACCAAACGGAAACACUCUAUAACGUGUUACUUGCGGAGAUUAUGUCACUGCAGUUGCUAUACCAAAUGCAAGAUCUCUCUCACGCUUGCAACGCCGACGACCCGAAGUCACGCGAUAGCGGUUGUGCGGAGUACGAGGAUGAGGUCAUUCACUCGGUGAGCUCGAGCGUUUUGGAAAAAGGAGGACUUUUAUUGAAUAACUUGAGAGGCAGGCAAGGAGGCGCCAGUCGGUUUUCGUUAACGAGCACCGAUUCCUUACGAGAGUUGUACUUGCUACAGUUUCCGCCUUCACCGAAACUUUCCCGAGCAUCGCACAAGACAGAGUCAGUUCCGAUCAUUCAUUUAAAGAGCUCGUUGCCCGAACUUCAUUCCGAUUCGAACAAAAGCUUCUUGUCGACAGAUUGCGACGGACCGAGAGGACAAGACGGAACAUCGAGCUCCAGCAUGGAGUCUUUUCUGGAAGAACCGCUGAGCCCGCGUAGUCGGCAUCGACCUUGUGACAGCGGCUGCAGUAGUCAACAUAGCGACUCAGACCACUCCCCUGGGGCAGGUAUGCGGAGCCAGCCAAUCGACAUCGUAGGACGCACUCGAGCCCUCAGUAACCCUGUCAAUCGAUUCGAUGCGAGUGCAUGCGUACCACUAGCUGAAGGGGAAGAUGAAGAUUCUGAUCUGGCCGAACCAGACGAGAUCCAAACGGUGAAGAAAAAAGUCGUCCAUCUGGAGAAUGAUUUGUGCCGGUUGAAGACAGAGUUGGACGCGGAGACGAUGAACUUUUUCUCAGAAGUCUUUCGUGUGGAGGUGCCUUUCUUGCGAGAAGGAGAGCUGUCCCGUCUCAUGAGACGUUUGUUUGAAGGCGUCAAGGAAAAACUGCUCUAUCGAAUAUGCGCCGGUGAGUUUUCAUGUACUUGGAGUGUAUCGUUUUACUAA